Molecule: messenger RNA, 5041 nt
Organism: Talpa occidentalis (Iberian mole)
Lineage: Eukaryota; Metazoa; Chordata; Mammalia; Eulipotyphla; Talpidae
Product: multidrug resistance-associated protein 1-like
Exons: 28
Coding region: 188-4078 (1296 amino acids)
Biological process (GO): transmembrane transport
Cellular component (GO): membrane
Molecular function (GO): ATP hydrolysis activity; ABC-type transporter activity; ATP binding
Source: RefSeq, a predicted model, not a curated record
UCUCCCACCUCCCUCCUCCCGCAGCCCGAGGGCCAGCAGGAAGGGCUAGUGGAGAGCUGGGCGGCCGCUGACUCGGUGGGGCUGAGCACAAGCUUUUUCCCACUUUCCAGGGGCCAGUCGGAGAGGCCCCGCCAAGGGUGACAGCCUCCUCACCCUCUCCUCUGCUUGCGCGGCGCCGGCGAGGACCAUGUUUUCCAAACUGCGGAGGUGGGGUGCCCGCGGCGCCUACCAGCGAGUCCCGGAGGGGCCCGGGGCGCAGAAAUGCAGUCCAGAGAAAAGUGCUUCAUUCUUCAGUAAGAUGACGUAUUCCUGGUUUAGCAGAAUAAUUAUUUUAGGCUAUAAGAAACCUUUGGAAAGAGAGGAUCUUUUUGAAUUAAAUGAAAGUGAUUCCUCCUAUUCUGUGUGUUCCAUCUUUGAAAAACAAUGGAGGAAGGAAGUUUUAAGACAUCAAGAGAGGCAAAAUGUACAGCCAUUCUUUCAGAAAGAGUCACGUACUAGGAAACCAUCUCUGUUCUACGCCUUGUGGAACACCUUUAAGUUUGUCCUGAUUCAAGUUGCUUUACUCAAAGUGUUUGCUGAUGUCUUGGCCUUCACUAGCCCAUUCAUAAUGAAGCAAAUGAUCAUUUUCUGUGAGCACCAUCAAGAUUUUGAUUGGAGUGGCUUUGGUUAUGCCUUGGCACUAUUUGUUGUAGUUUUAUUGCAAACUCUGAUCCUUCAGCAAUAUCAACGUUUUAACAUGCUCACUUCAGCAAAAAUUAAAACAGCUGUGGCUGGAUUGGUCUAUAAAAAGGCUCUUCUUUUAUCUAAUGUUUCUCGAAAAAAGUUUUCCACUGGGGAAAUUAUUAACUUGAUGUCUGCGGAUGCCCAGCAGCUCAUGGACUUGACAGCAAACCUCAACCUCCUCUGGUCAGCCCCUUUUCAGAUCCUGAUGUCCAUAGCACUCCUUUGGCAAGAACUGGGUCUGGCAGUGUUAGCCGGGGUGGCAGUCCUUGUGUUGGUUAUACCAAUCAAUGCUUUAGUUGCCACAAAAAUGAAAACACUGAAGAAAAGGCAAACAAAGAACAAAGAUAAAGAAAUAAAACUACUCAAUGAAAUUUUGCAUGGAAUUAAGAUCCUCAAACUUUAUGCAUGGGAACCCUCCUAUAAAAAGAAGGUUCUUGAAAUUCGAGAUCAGGAAUUGGAAGUUCAAAAGUCAGCGAGCUAUCUUGCUGUAUUUUCUAUGCUGACAUUAACUUGCAUUCCAUUCUUGGUUUCACUGGCAACAUUUGGCAUCUAUUUCUUACUCGAUGAAGGAAACAAUUUAACAGCCACGAAAGUGUUCACAUCCAUGUCUUUAUUUAAUAUUUUGAGGCUUCCUCUGUUUGAUUUACCAAUGGUAAUCUCAGCUGUGGUUCAGACAAGAAUAUCAUUGGGUCGUUUGGAAGAAUUUUUGAACUCUGAGGAGCUUCUUCCUCAAAAUAUUGAAACAAACUACAUAGGAGACCAUGCAGUUGGUUUUACAAAUGCUUCUUUCUCCUGGGAUAACACAGGAAAUCCAGUAUUAAAAGACUUGAACAUAAAGAUUCCAGAAGGAGCCUUAGUGGCCAUUGUAGGGCAAGUUGGGUCUGGAAAAUCAUCUGUGCUUUCAGCCAUUCUGGGGGAAAUGGAGAAACUUUCAGGAGUAGUCCACAGAAAGGGUUCUGUGGCUUAUGUUUCCCAGCAGGCCUGGAUUCAGAAUUGUAUUUUGCAAGAAAACAUUCUCUUUGGCUCCGUCAUGCAGAAACAGUUUUAUGAGCGUGUAUUAGAAGCCUGUGCUCUCCUUUGUGAUUUGGAGCAGUUACCAAAUGGAGAUCAAACUGAAAUUGGAGAAAGAGGUGUGAAUAUAAGUGGGGGUCAGAAGCAUAGAGUGAGCCUGGCCAGAGCUGUCUAUAGUGGGGCUGACAUCUACCUCCUGGAUGAUCCCUUGUCUGCGGUUGAUGUUCAUGUUGGAAAACAACUUUUUGAAAAAGUAAUUGGCUCUUCAGGUCUUUUGAAAAACAAGACUCGUAUUUUAGUUACCCACAACCUCACACUUCUGCCACAGAUGGAUCUUAUUGUUGUGAUGGAAAAUGGCAGAGUAGCACAAAUGGGCACAUACCAGGAAUUGCUGUCUAAAACCGGAAACCUCACAAAUUUGCUUCAGGCCUUCAGUGAACAAGAAAAAGCUCAUGCUUUAAAGCCAGUCAGUGUGAUCAACUCCAGAAAUAUACUGAAAGGUCAAAUCCUGGAGCAGAAAGAUAGACCCCCACUGGAUCAAGGAAAACAGUUCUCAAUGAAAAAAGAAAAAAUCCCAAUUGGUGGGGUGAAGUUCUCCAUCAUUCUGAAGUAUCUCCAAGCCUUUGGCUGGCUCUGGGUGUGGUUGAGUGUGGUCUCUUGCCUCGGGCAGAAUUUGGUGGGCAUUGCACAGAAUCUAUGGCUAAGUUCCUGGGCAAAAGAAGCAAAACAAAUGAAUGAGUUCACAGAAUGGAAGCAAAUAAGAAGCAAUAAACUUAAUAUCUAUGGACUAUUGGGAUUAAUACAAGGUCUCUUUGUCUGCGCUGGAGCCUAUGUCCUCACCAAAGGGUCCCUAGCUGCCUCUCGAAUUCUGCAUGCUCAGCUGCUAGACAAUGUCCUUCACCUCCCACUCCAGUUUUUUGAAAACAGCCCCAUAGGUCAGACCAUCAAUCGAUUCACCAAGGACAUGUUUAUAAUUGAUAUACGUUUCCAUUACUACUUGCGCACCUGGGUGAAUUGUACAUUGGAUGUUAUAGGAACAAUUUUGGUGAUUGUGGGAGCUUUACCACUCUUCAUUCUGGGGGUUAUUCCAUUGGUAUUUCUCUACUUCACUAUACAAAGAUACUACAUGGCGAGCUCUCGGCAGAUUCGACGUUUAGCAGGGGCAUCUCGUUCUCCUAUCAUUUCCCACUUUAGUGAGACCUUAUCUGGAGUGUCCACUAUUAGGGCAUUUGGACACGAACAGAGGUUCAUCCAGCAAAACAAAGAGGUGGUGAAUGAGAACUUGGUCUGUUUCUACAAUAACAUAAUUUCAAAUAGGUGGCUGUCUGUAAGACUUGAAUUUCUUGGCAACUUAAUGGUGUUCUUUGUUGCACUGCUUGCUGUGCUGGCUGGCAAUUCUAUAGAUUCAGCAAUAGUUGGUUUGUCCAUAUCCUAUGCCCUAAAUAUUACUCAAUCUCUGAAUUUUUGGGUAAGGAAAGCAUGUGAAAUUGAAACAAAUGCAGUUUCUAUUGAAAGAGUUUGUGAAUAUGAAAAUAUGAAUAAAGAGGCACCCUGGAUAAUGUCUAAAAGGCCUCCAUCACAAUGGCCCAAUAAAGGAAUAGUGGAAUUUGUUAAUUAUCAGACUCGAUACCGAGAUGAUCUUGGGUUAGCAUUACAAGAUAUCACUUUCCAGACUCAUGGGGAAGAGAAGAUUGGAAUUGUGGGAAGGACUGGGGCAGGCAAAUCAACAUUAUCAAACUGCCUAUUUAGAAUUGUGGAGCGGUCAGGAGGCAAAAUUAUUAUUGAUGGAAUUGACAUAUCAACUAUAGGACUUCAUGACCUUCGUGGCAAACUUAACAUUAUACCCCAGGAUCCUAUUUUAUUUUCUGGAACCCUUCAAAUGAACUUGGAUCCCCUAGAGAAGUAUUCUGAUAGCGAGCUGUGGAAGGUGCUGGAACUUUGUCACUUAAAAGAGUUUGUACGCUCCCUUCCCAAAAAACUGUUACAUGAGGUUUCUGAGGGUGGUGAAAAUCUCAGCAUUGGACAGCGGCAGCUUGUCUGUCUUGCUCGUGCUUUGCUUCGAAAAACAAAAAUUCUCAUCUUGGAUGAGGCAACAGCUUCCAUUGAUUUUGAAACUGAUAACUUGGUACAGUCAACGAUCAGGAAGGAGUUUUCCAACUGUACUGUCCUGACAAUUGCUCAUCGACUGCAUUCUGUCAUUGAUUCAGAUAGGGUGCUUGUUUUAGACUCUGGAAGGAUUAUAGAAUUUGAAACACCACAGAAUUUGAUACACCAGAAAGGACUUUUCUUUGAAAUGAUAAAAGAAGCUGGAAUAAAACAAGACUCAGAGACAAAAAAUAAAUAACUUAAAUUGUAUUUUGGUUACAUCAAGUUAAAAGAAAAGACUGGUAUUUAAAAAAAAAACGACGGGGAGAAAUGUACAAAGAGGCUACAAUCUGGCACAUAUGUUGAUUGGCACCAUAGUUCUAAUUCUACUGGGCUGUAUCUUCUCUCUAACAUUCACGGUCUCUGUAAUAGCUACCUUCUCGUAGGUGCUAAAUGCCUCUGAUACUUGACGUUUCUGACUUUGUUCAGGGUCACCUCUCUAAAGGUUUCAUUUUUUCCUUCUUCUCUUCAGAUCCAAAUGUGCUUUUUUGUGUGUGUGUGUGUGUGUGUGUGUGUGUACUCACUAACCCCAUGUGCAAACCUUUGUCAUGGGAGGGAUCAUAAUCUAUUUUAAUUCAUUUAGUCUUUCUCCCCACUAAAGCUUCUUGAAUGCAAGUGUCCAAUUUUAGUUGUUAUGUAUCAUAGUGCCUUUCAUGUAGUUGGUACCUUACAGAUAUUUGUAGAAUGAAUAACUGGGUAUUUUAGUGCAAUAGACACAAGUAUAUAAAUGUAUAUACAUACGUAUUUACCCACAUAUAUAUAAGCAAUGUGUUGAGUCACUGUACAGUAUAUAAAAUUAUGGAGGAACAAGAGAAAGAAAUUUUAAGCUAUUUAGCUGCUUUUUGGAAAGAAUGGUUAUAUGUUAACUGAAUUUUAUGUGCUAUAUAUAUUUACAAAUAAUUUUUAAAAAUAUUUUUACUACUUUGAGAAAAGCAUUUUUUUGAACAUUAUUUUUGGCUGGAUUAUCUCAGUGAGUUAUGUAUCAGAUGAUAUACAUUCAUGAGAAGAUUACUGAUUUGUAGUUCUAAGACUAUUCUAAAGGCUUUUUGACUUAAAAGUUUAUGGAAUAUUAUAAAAGCAACAUUAUUUCUCUGUCUUGCCCUUCAAAUUUGAAGUGUUGAAACUUCAGUAUUUUUCCUUCAAGCUGAUUUUAAUAAAAUAU